GCAGGAGAUGGAUGAACACAUGAGGAGCAUGCUGCACCACCGAGAGCUGGAGAAGCUCAAAGGAAGGGACUGCGGACACGAGUGCAGAGUGUGUAAGGUGACGGUGGCGAGCCUGACGGAUUACGCCGGACACAUCUCCAGUCCCAGACACAAGCAGAACGUGGAGGCCGCCGAGCUGAAGCAUGCUGGGAACGACCGCGACGAGGUGUACUUCGACCGGGCGUUUGUGGACCUCAUCGAGAAGAGGAAGGAACAGAUCAGGAAAGAAAAAGAGGCCACUUCUGCAAAGCUUGCAAAAGAAGAAGCGGACCGCCGGAGAAAGGAGGAGAUGAGGCUGAAACUAAAAGAAACUAAGGAACACUACCGGCUGGAGAUCGUCCGGAAACAACAACAACAACAGGCUCAGGCCUCCAGAGGAUCCAUUCACAACCGGACCUGGUACCGGGGGAACCAAUUUGAAGGGGAGGCCCCGCCCUGGCAGCACAACCAGCAGCCGGGGAGGAGCGCCACCUGGCACGCUCAGGACCCGCCCAACCUGCAGAAGUGGGCGUCAGCGGAGUUCACCGGAGGAAGUUUACACAACCAGGGCAGCCGGCAGUGGGACCAGAAUGGAUUCUCUCAGCAGAGCCGCCAUCCGUGGCUGAGCAGCGGAGGCAGCAGCAACGGCAUCUACGGGAGGAAUAACAUCGCCCAGUGCCCACCGCAAAGAAGCCGACCGCUGAGCUUCCUCGGGUCUGCUCCCAUGUAUCCACCUCCACCCAUUUUGUUUUCCCGCCCUCUUAACCAGUUUCAGAGUAAAGCGAGUGAUCAGCAGGCGGAGGUAGUUCAGAACGGAGAGGUGAAAACACCAGAACCGGACCACAGCAGCGGGAAAAGCUCUAAAACCUGUGGGAGCAAUCCGAAGCUGGACAAAGCGUGUCGCUGGACUCCCUAUCCCUGCACUAAGGGGUUUGAAUCUGCACCCCAUAAGGAGACGAACCCAACAGAGAAGCCCCCAACAGAGAAGCCCCCAACAGAGAAGCCCCCAACAGAGAAGCCCCCAACAGAGAAGCCCCCAACAAAGAAGCCCCCAACAGAGAAGCACCCCAAACCCCAGAAACAAGAGAAGCCACAAGAGGCUUUAAGCAGGCAGUCUCAGCCUAAAGAGAAACAGAGCGUGGAAGAUAAAGGGAAGCAUAAAACAAUCCCCAAAACCAAACCCAGAGACCGGAGCAGCAGCGGGAGCAGAAGCAGCGGCAGCAGCACGCAGAGGGACGCCAAGCAGGACGCCACUCCUGGAGCUUCAAAUCAGAAAGCGAGUAAGCCCUCGCUGCAAAAAGACCGGACGACGACUUCGGUUCCUGGUCCAGCGCAACUCGCCUCAAAACAGCUGAAGGCACAAUCCAAAUCAGCCGGAUUGAGCUCCCAGGCUCCGGCUGUCGGGCCGCUUCAGUCGAGGCAGGAGAGGCAGAUUCCAGAAGCUUUAAAGAAAGCCCGACAGAGCGUGUUGGAGAAGAAGAGCUCCUUGGAGGGGAACAACCGGACGGAGAUGAAGCUGCACAUCGUGGAGGGUCAGAGUCAGAUCGGAGUGAAUAAAGAGAACAGGCAGAAUGCAGCUAAACCCAAGCUGCCGGAUUUAGUGAGAGCAGAAAAGCCUGCGUCACAAUCUCCAGACGGCGGCCAGUUCCUCCAGUCGUUACAAGUGAGCACCUCAACUCUGGAGAGCUCCGAUCCUGCAGCGUUAAACCAGGAGAGCACGGAGAAGGAAGCAUCCGCGGCGGCCUCAGAUGAAGCCACGCAGGCAGCAGAGUUCGGCCAGAGUUCAGAGAGCGACGCCUCCAGAAGCGGUGACGCUCAAACGGCGUCCGGUCUCUCCAAACUGGACCUGCCUCCCGUCCUGAAGCGAGACCUGACCAAACACAUCAGCACCAAAAGCAAACCGGGCGCCCGCGAGCCCAACCUGAACAUCGCCCGGCGGGUCAGGAACCUGAGCGAGUCCCGGAGAAGCGACUCGGAGAAAGACUCGGGACUCAAACCCACGGUGAGGCAACUCAUCAGCUCCUCCGGGUCCCGACGCAACGUCAACUGGGAGCAGGUGUACCAGGAGGUCCGGAAGAAGCAGGACAAAGGGAAAGGCAUGCCGAGGUUUGGGAUCGAGAUGGUGCCGAUGGAGCAGGAGGACCAGAGCCAGGAGGAAGGAGACAUUCCCCUGAUCGAGGGCUUCCAGUGGGAGUCUUUAAUGGACGCCCCCGCCUCCAGAAAGCGCUCCUUAUCAGAGAGCAGCAUCGCCCCCGCAUCCGCCCACUCCCUGUUCACACCCUUCAUCAAAAAGGAGGAGCCGGAACAAAGACAAGCAGAGUUCACUUCUCCAAGUCCUGCGUCCGCUAAAGGGAACAAGGAGGAGGAGAAGCAGCAGGUGGAGGUGGAGCAGAUGCUGGGUCAGAGUGAGGAGAAAGCUCCGGAGAAGUUGACCUUGGCCACAGUGAGGGCGCUGCAGAGGUCAGACUCUGUGCUCGGUGACAGCAGCUCGAUGGAGGAGCUCUACGACGGACAGGGAACCGGGAAGAGACGAAGAGCAGCCGGGGUGAGAACAGAGAGCAGGGUGAACGAGGAACGGAGGUUUUAUACAACAUUUAGGACGGAUAGGAAGAAAAUGGUAUGGCAGCUAAAUAUACAGGUCUAUCCAGGGCCGUUUCUUCCUAUAGGCCAGGG
Notothenia coriiceps (black rockcod) is the source of this 2691-nucleotide messenger RNA. RefSeq names its product zinc finger protein 106-like. NCBI's taxonomy places the organism in Eukaryota, Metazoa, Chordata, Actinopteri, Perciformes, Nototheniidae. The transcript has 4 exons. Gene Ontology annotation, cellular component: cytosol; membrane. The annotation marks the transcript as partial. Gene Ontology annotation, molecular function: SH3 domain binding; RNA binding. The record is from RefSeq and is a predicted model, not a curated record. Gene Ontology annotation, biological process: insulin receptor signaling pathway.